Messenger RNA from Larimichthys crocea (large yellow croaker), 3252 nucleotides. RefSeq names its product vang-like protein 2. Lineage: Eukaryota; Metazoa; Chordata; Actinopteri; Sciaenidae. Gene Ontology annotation, cellular component: membrane. The record is from RefSeq and is a predicted model, not a curated record. Bases 709 to 2286 code for a protein of 525 amino acids. Gene Ontology annotation, biological process: multicellular organism development. The transcript has 8 exons.
AUUUCUGUGGAAAAUGUGUUGAAAUGCUGCCGGUGGCGGUGCGGGUCCGUGCGCGGGGGCUUUAACGCGCAAGGAGAGGUUGGAGGAUUUGGGGCGCCGGAGAUCUCCGGUUUCCCCAAACAAUAGUCGACAGGACGCGAUGGUCGCCUCUUUUUUUUUUUUUUUUGAAACCGCAGGGAAGUUUAGGACCCUCAUCGACCCCCUAUUGUUGUUCCAACCGAGGCCACGUAGCUCUGUGGGGCGAUUUUUUUUUUUAAAACGUGGGAGGACGUGCGUUGUGUUUACGCGUGUUUCUGGAGGAUUAAAUCCAGACAGUGAGAGAGAGAGAUGCGCAUGGAGGGAAUAAUCGCGUCCAGUUUGAUUGUAGGCCGAAGGUCUUUUUGAAUCUGAGGGAUUGGUCAUCCACCUCAGCUCUCCCCUGCUGCGACUCUCCUACCCACCGUCCUCUCUCCCACCCCUCUUCUCCUCCUCUCUUUUAGCCUCCCCUCACCUCGCUCUCCCCCCUCCCUUCUCCUGCUCCCUUCCCCAUCGGCCUCCAAGAUAGAUUCCCUCAGGAGUAAGGUUGACCUACUCAAGCUGCCCCUCGCUCUCUCCACCAAGUCCAUCUCCGAGCGCAAGAGCCAGCAGGGAGGAGUCGGCGAGCAGCGCGGCACGGGGGGUGGAGGAGGAGGCGGGGCUCGUAAAGCCCGCUCACCGCCGACCCGAGACAUGGACAACGAGUCGCAGUACUCGGGCUACUCAUACAAGUCAUCCCACUCCAGAAGCUCCCGCAAGCACAGGGAUCGGAGGGAUCGUCACCGCUCUAAGAGCCGAGACAGCAGCAGUCGUGGAGACAAAUCAGUAACAAUCCAGACACCAGGAGAGCCGCUGCUGGAUGCAGAGUCGACACGCGGAGAUGAAAGGGAUGAUAACUGGGGCGAGACCACCACAGUCGUCACCGGCACCUCAGAACACAGUAUCUCUAACGAGGACCUGACCCGCCUCACCAAAGAUUUAGAGGAGUCGACUCCUCUGGAGUGCAAACGCUUCGUCGGCCCGGCUCUGGGAGGCUGCUUGAGCUUCUUCGCCCUCGUCACGCCUUUAGCUUUCCUCAUCCUCCCGCAAGUCUUGUGGCGCGACGCCCUCGAGCCCUGCGGCACGCCCUGCGAAGGCCUCUACGUCUCUCUGGCCUUCAAGCUCCUGGUCCUGCUCAUCUCGUCCUGGGCGCUGUUUCUCCGGCCUCCACGCGCCACGCUGCCGCGUUUCUUUGUCUUCCGCUGCCUGCUGAUGGUGCUGGUGUUCCUGUUCGUGGCGUCGUACUGGUUGUUCUACGGCGUGAGGGUGCUGGAGCCCAGGGAGAGGGACUACAGGGGGAUCGUGGAGUACGCCGCCUCGCUGGUGGACGCCCUGCUCUUUAUACAGUACUUGGCUCUGGUGCUGCUAGAGGUCCGACACCUGCAGCCGGCCUUUUGCCUUAAGGUGGUCCGGAGCACGGACGGAGCCAGCAAGUUCUACAACGUGGGCCACCUCAGUAUCCAGCGGGCGGCUGUCUGGGUGUUGGACCGUUAUUACAGCGACUUCUCCGUCUUCAACCCUGCCCUGCUCAACCUGCCCAAGUCCAUCCUGUCCAAGAAGAUGACCGGCUUCAAGGUUUACUCCCUGGACGAAAACACCACCAAUAACUCCACAGGCCAGUCCCGGGCCAUGAUAGCAGCCGCCGCCCGGAGGAGAGACAACUCCCACAACGAGUUCUACUACGAGGAGGCUGAGAUGGACCGCAGGAUCCGCAAACGCAAGGCCAGGUUGGUCGUGGCAGUGGAAGAGGCCUUCACACACAUCAAGCGUCUCCACGAAGACGAGGUCGCCUCGUCCCCCAAACACCCGAGGGAAGUGAUGGAUCCUCGGGAGGCGGCUCAAGCCAUCUUCGCCCCGAUGGCCCGAGCCAUGCAGAAAUACCUGAGGACGACCCGGCAGCAGGCCUUCCACAGCAUGGAGAGCAUCCUCACACACCUGCAGUUCUGCAUCACGCACAACAUGACGCCAAAGGCUUUCCUGGAGCGUUACCUCACCCCGGGCCCCACCAUGCAGUACCAGCAGCAGAACGGCAGGGGACGCCAGUGGACUCUAGUGAGCGAGGAGCCGGUGACCACAGCCCUGCGUCAGGGUCUGGUGUUCUCACUGCGACGCCUGGACUUCUCCUUGGUGGUCACGGUGACUCCGCUCCCCUUCUUGCGACUCGGGGAGGAAUUCAUCGACCCAAAGAGCCACAAGUUCGUCAUGAGGCUGCAGUCGGAGACCUCGGUGUGAAGACUCCUCACACCUUCUUUUUUAAUUUGUCCUCCUCCUCCUCUUGUUUUUCUCCCCAUGCUCGCUCCUGCUGGAUCACUCUUGUUGUCGGGACAUGCGGAGGCCAUGUGGUCCAAUCCCAUUCAGCCAUUCCCCUCCCUCCCCUUCUGUCUGUGACAAAGAAACCAUUCGAGGAGAGAAGGGGUGUGAAUCCCCUCUCCUGUUUUAUGAUCUGAUAUCAAACUGUGAUCAGCUCAACGAUUGUCCAGGAGUUUAACAGAUGCCUUCACUUCUUCUUCUUCUUCUACUACUACUCUGUAAAAAAAAAGGGGGGGGACUUUUUCUCUCUUUGCCUUUUUCUUUCGCUGUAACCACUGGACUACUUUACUGUGCUGACUCAACACACGAACACCAGGGGUGAUGGUAGUAGGAGGGUGGGGAUUACAUCACAUCUGUCACUUCCUCUUUCACACUAACUGGAGCUCUGACUGCAACGCUGGUGUGCCACUGCCUCUUUUGGUUCCCUGUCGGUGUAUUUUUGUUUUUGUUUGACAUGUCAAGGACUGAUUUUUAUAUAUAUAUUAAAGGGUGUGACUUUAUUCUUUUUUUUUUUUUUUUUUUUUUUUUUUACUUACAGAAUGUAGCAUUAUGUGCAUUUGAAAUUAACACGUUGCUUUUCUGCCGGCCUUAAGGCCAACAUGUUUUUUUUUUUUUUUUGUUGUUGGAAAAAUGGAAGUACAUUCCUGUUGUUGCUAUUCCAGACUCUGUAUAUUCCAUGAUUGUCUUUUAAAAUAUGCAGAUUUAGUUUUAUUCUACACUGGCUGUUUUUUAUUUUUUUUAAAUGAUUAAUUUUACAGUUUUAGACCCCGUUUACACCUGUUAUUAACAUUGACACAGUUUAUAUCUGGACGAGGAUGUUGAAGCAUAAGACUGUUGUACUUUUUUGUCAACGAAUCCCAUGAAAAGAUGAGAAAAACCAACAAUGUG